Molecule: messenger RNA, 888 nt
Organism: Hansenula anomala
Lineage: Eukaryota; Fungi; Ascomycota; Saccharomycetes; Phaffomycetales; Wickerhamomycetaceae
Product: glucose-6-phosphate 1-epimerase
Exons: 1
Coding region: 1-888 (295 amino acids)
Biological process (GO): carbohydrate metabolic process
Molecular function (GO): isomerase activity; carbohydrate binding
Source: RefSeq, a predicted model, not a curated record
AUGCCAGUCGAAGAUCAAGGAUCCCAAGUCGUUUUAACCCAUCCAUCAGACCCAUCAACCCAAGUUAAAAUCCUAAAUUUUGGUGCUACAGUGCUAUCAUGGACCAUUAAAGGUGAAGAACAAUUAUGGUUAUCGGAAGGUGCAAAAUUAGAUGGUUCCAAAGCUGUUCGUGGUGGUAUCCCAUUAGUUUUCCCAGUUUUUGGUAAAAAGGAUGAAGGUCCAACUUCUAAUUUACCACAACAUGGAUUUGCACGUAAUUCUACUUGGGAAUUUUUGGGUCAAGUUAAAGAGAAUCCACCAACUAUUCAAUUUGGUUUAGGUCCUGAAAAUGUUGAUGAAGAAUUGAUUGCUAAAUGGCCAAAUAAUAACUUUACCUUGAUCUAUACAAUUGAAUUAACUGAAGAAUCAUUGAAGACUACAAUUGAUGUUGAAAAUGCUGAUAAUCAUCCAUGGGAAUUUAACUGGUUGUUCCAUACAUAUUUGAGAGUUAAAGAUGUUACAGAUGUUUUGGUUUCAAAUUUCCCUGGUGAGAUUUGUUAUGAUCAAUUGUUAAAACAAACAUAUGAAGAAAAGUUGCCAGUUGUUCAUUUUAUGGAGGAAGUUGAUAGAAUUUACCAAAAAAUUGAUGAUGAAAAAAUCACACAAGUUGUUGCCUUGGGACAUCCUGUUCAUACAUUGAAAAGAGAAGGACUACCUGAUAUUGUCGUUUGGAAUCCAUGGAUCAAGAAAUCUGAAGGUAUGGCUGAUUUCUUACCAAAAGAUGGUUAUCAUAACAUGGUUUGUAUUGAACCUGGUUAUGUUCAUGAAUUCAAAACUUUACAACCAGGUGAGAAAUGGACUGGAUCUCAAUUACUAUAUAAAGAUCAAUUGAAAUAUCAAUCUGUUUAG